AUGACCCUCUUCGCCAGUCACCUCGCUCGACUACAAGCACAUCUGGAGAGCAUGACUGUGCCACAAAGAGCCAAUGUUAUCAAGCACCUGUACGACAAGCUCGAGAAGUGGCGUGGAUCCUGGGUCAUGGCAUUGACGUCCGUCUCGCGGGAUAGAGCAGAUAGGCUCUGGGCCCUCCUGGUGACGUACCAAGGCGAGCCGGGGUGCAUUGAAGACAAGGACGCCAAGUGGGCUGAUGACCGGUGGGAAGAACUGGUCGCUAUGCUCCAGAUCGAUGCGGUCCAGGCUGCCGAUAUUGGGGCCUUCAGGCUGCCAGGUACACUCGUGGAGAUCGAUGACUCGCAGGCAGGGGCGCCGUCGUCGUCCUCGAACCAAGUCAUGGUGCGGAGGACAGAGCAUGGACCAUGGGAACAGGCUACGGACAGAGAGGUAAAGGAGUUAGCCCAGAAGGACGAGGAUGACGCGCUUCUUCGUCGUCAACAAGAGGCACAUGACGAAGCUUUGUGGCAGGAGCAUCAGGCCGCAAAAGCACAGGAGUGGGAUGAUUGGGCAGUCGCAUCGGAAAUGGGGAAGACAAGGUCGAUGCAAAGUCCAAGGCCGGCAAAACGCUUCCGGGUAAGGGUAUCGGUCUUCGACAAGGAUCAUAAUGAGCUUGACACGGCUGACCUCCAUGGCGACAUUGAUGCGAACGACCAGCCCCUUGUCUCCUUCACCGUCAUGGAGGAGGAGGUGAACCGAACUCCUGAUGAUGUAGAGGGGCCUGCAGAUGAGGCAGAGGGCGAGAAGGCCAAAGCAGAUGAAGGUGAAGAGCAAGGUAAGGGUGCUGACCAAGACCAAGACGGUGACGGCCGGUGCGAUCAGGCAGACCAAGCAGAAACAGAGGCGGUGGCAUCGGCCGAGGGCGACGUGGACGAGCUCGUUGACCCUGACAUCGCGGGCCUCGGCUCCGUGGACAGUGUCAUGGUGUCCAAAAGGUGGGGCCAGAGGGUACUUGAGAUCUUCGAAGUCAACAGGGCGAUGAUGGAGCUAGAUGAAGAUGGACCACGUGGAGAGGAUGAACGCCACCUCCCACCCGGCCACCCGCGCAGCUCAGCGACAAGGCAGAGGGACUCUGGAGGCAGAAGGUCCCCGAGAGUGGACGAGUGGCAAGAGGGACAUGGAGCACGGGAUGAGCAAGAAGGACCAGGCCUACAUCGCGCAGCACCAGGGUUUGGCGAAGCGGCAGCCGACGACCUCAAGGUGCGUCGCUUCUCUGAGGACAGUCAAGACUCGCAGGGCUCCUCAGGAGCAAAAGUGUUCCCCGAGCGGGAGAUCGUUGCUGGCAACCGAAAGGCAGAAGAUCGUGAAGAUGACAUGGAGCUGGCACAAGCGGUGGUGGACGGGGGCCCGGACUCGAUCGAACAACAGGAGCUUCUGGACACACAACUUGAUGGACCCGGUGAUCCCAUGCCAUGGACGUUGUCGCACCUGGCGCGGCUGCUGAUGUGGUGGCUUCAGAG
This is a messenger RNA of Symbiodinium pilosum, 1499 nucleotides long. Lineage: Eukaryota; Dinophyceae; Suessiales; Symbiodiniaceae. The record is from the annotation of a GenBank genome assembly.